AUAAAACUAUUUUAUUCAGUUCAUAAUAUGCAAUUUAUAUGAUGUUGAAAAUGUAAUAUUUUCAGUAAUAAUAAAAUAUAUGUAUUGAAUCCAUUGGAACAAUCAAUUAAAUUCUUGAAUUUAUAUAAAUAUAAAUAAUUCUUUGUUAUAAUAAUGAUAAAAUUCAAUUUUUAUAUAUUUUAGUAUAUUUUUUAUAUAUUAUAGUAUAUAUUAUUUCAUAAUUCAUUUAAUUUAUUUUAUAAUUUUACAAUUCGUAUAAUUUUAAAACAAUGUUUAUAUCGUUAAAACAAUUUAAUUAUUUUAUAAAUAAAAUUGGAAUAAUAAUUUAUAAAAAAAAUAUGGAUUUGUCUCAAAAAUGUGGAAAUAUUCGUUAAUUGAAAAUUCUUAAAAUAAUUUCAAACAAAAUUUUUCUUUGUAAAAAUUUUCGUUAUUGCUUUCUUAAUAACUUAUUAACAAUAAAUAUUGAUCAAUCGAGCGUAUAAUUUGAUAAUUGACUAUGCUGUCGAUCGAGCAUAAACAAGUCUAAGCAACAUAUAUCGAAAAAAUACAUUAAUUUAUCAUAUUUAUUCAUUGUUCGUGAUAGAAUUCGAUAUAAUUUUCUAUUGAUAAAAAAAUAUUUGUUAUAUUUUAUCAAUAUACUUUUUAAUAUAUGUUGUUUGGCGAUAUAAAAUCAACGUUAUCGCAAUUUAAUUAGACUCCGUGAUUGGCUAAUAUUUUUUGUUAAAAAAAAUUAUAAUGAAAAUUAUCUCAAGAAUAUUCAGUUAAUGGAUGUUCUCAUAUUUUUGAAAUAUCUUAUUAUGGAGAGGAUAUUUGAAAAAACAUAUUUUAUAUAAUAAUAAAAAUAAUUUUUAGUGUAAUUAUAUUAAAUAAACAUAUAAUUAUAAAAAACAUCUUAUUUCAAUAUAAAAAUUGUAAAAUUUUUUAUUUCAUUUAUAACAUACAUAUCUAUUUUUAUAAAAAUGUUUUUUAACAAUUAUUUUUUAAUUAUUUUUAUUUAUAAUUAAUAUAUUUGAUAAAUUAUAUUUAUUUAUUAAUUAUAUUUAUUUUUUAAUUUCUUUAUCUUUAUUAUAUAAGAAUAAAGUUAAUUUUUAUAUAAUAAUAUUUAAAUAAAUUAUUUAAUUUUAUUCAAAUCAAAAUAUUUUUUUAUUAUUAAAUAUUAUAUUGAUUAGAAAUGCGAUAAAUUUAAAUAUCAUAAAAUUGCAUAAUCGAUAAUUUAUAUUUUACGUCGUUGAAGAACUUGCGUAGUACCUGUUGAAUUCUUCUCUAAAUCUUGUGAAAAUUGUGCAGGUAUAGUAGCAAUUUUGUAAUUGUAAUAAUGUAUUACGAUUAAUUAAAGAAAAAAAUAUAUAAACAAAAAUUAUAUAAAAAAUUAUAUUUUUUUUUCUUUUUAUAUAUUAAUAUGUUUUUCAAUUUUUUUAAUUUAAUAAUAUUAAAUAUUUCAAUAAAUAUAAUUUGGCACAUAAAAUUGUAUUAAUCAUAUUAGUAAUAGCAACUUAAUACUUGUUGAUUUAUGGAAGCUAUUUUUAAACAUUAUUGUAAAAUAUGUUAUUACAAAUUAUGAUACAUUAGUUUCGUAAUUUAGAUACGAUCUAAAUAAAAAAACUGCGUAAAACAAAAAUUAUUAAUAUCAUGUAUUAUUUAGUUUAAAUAUUAUAUACAUUUAAUAGAAUAAAAAAUGUUUAUAAAUCAUUUAAAUAUUUAAAUUAAAUUAGAAGAAAAAAGUAAAGAAUUGUUACCAUAUGUUAAAGAAAUAAGUUUAUUUUAUAUAUGUGAAUAUAAUAUUAUAGAAAAUGUAAUAUUAAAGAUUAAAAAUAUAUUUUUAAAAUAAAUUUAUAAAUAUAAUAUAAAUAUUUAAAAAAAUAUAUAUUAUUAAAAUUAUAUAUUUACUAUAAUUAAAAAAAAAUUUUUAUAUAUUAAAAUAUUGUAAAAUAUUGUAAAAUUUUUUAAUCUAUGAUAGAAUAAUAGAUAAAAAUUAUCUUUUAAAUUAAUAAAAAUUAAUAAAAAUUUAAUAAAAUAAAAUAAUAGUAUAAUAAUAAUAAUAAAAAUUAAAUACAAUAUUGUUAUAGAAUAUUAUAAAAAAGCGAAAGAAAAGAUUUAUAUAUAUAUUGAUCAAUAAUUUUAAAAACAAAUAAUAUUAAUAAAUUUGAAUAAAAUAAUACAAAUAGAAAAUUUAAUACUUCAUAAAAUAAAGAAUAAAUUUUUUAAUUAAAUUAUGUCAACUAAUUAUCAAUAUCAAUAUCAGAUAUGCUUGGAUAUGGAGCAAAUUGGAGAGAGAUCAUGUGAAAAUCUUGAAGGAUUUAAACCAUUAACUAUUUUAAUGCAAAUCAUCGGAGCAACAUUGAUAAUUCUAGUUAUAAUUUGGUGUGGCAAUUAUAGAGGUGGUUUCGCUUGGAAUUCUAAUCCAGAAUUAGAAUUUAAUUGGCAUCCUCUUUUAAUGGUUAUAGGAUUUGUUUUUCUAUAUGCUAAUGGAAUGUUAAUAUAUAGAACACAAAGAAAUGCACGAAAACAAAAACUGAAAUUAAUUCAUGCAAGCCUAAUGUUAUUAACUAUUGCAUUAGUUGUAAUUUCACUUGUAGCUGUGUUUGAUAGCCAUAAUUUAAAUCUAAAACCUAUUCCAAAUAUGUAUAGUCUUCAUAGUUGGAUUGGACUUACUAGUAUAAUUUUAUUUUGCUGCCAGUGGCUUGCUGGAUUUCUUUCUUUUUUAUAUCCAAAAUUACAAAUUUCAUUACGAACUUCUUACAUGCCUAUUCAUGUAUACUUUGGAAUCGCAGGAUUUAUUGGUGUAAUUACUUCAUGUCUUUUAGGACUUAAUGAAAAAGCAAUUUUUGCUUUAAAAGAAAACUAUUUCAAGCUUGUAGAUGAAGCAAUAUUAAUUAAUGUAAUUGGAUUUUUAUUAAUUCUUUUUGGUGGAUUAUCAGUUUAUUUGGUAACACAAGAACGUUAUAAACGUUUUGCUAAAUUAGAAGAUGAGGCAUUAGUUAAUAGAACUCAAUAAGUAAUUAUAUUAUAUGAUAAAUUUCUUUUCUAUUAAAUAUAAACAAAAUUUUAGUUCUAUUCUUAUAUAAGUUAUAUCAAACAAUUUCAUUAAUAUCAAAAUUCUGAUUUGUUUAUGUAAUUUUAAUUAGAAAUUUUUAUAUUUUUUAAUUAAAAUAAUAAUAUUACUAUUUAGUUUUGAAUUAAGACAUUAGUAUGAGAAAAUUUAUUCUUUUUUAUGUUGAAUUAUUUAUUAUAUAUUUUUAUUUUUAUUUCUUAUAUUGAAUUAUAUUUAACUAUUAUAUUAAAUACUUAAAUUAUUUAAGUAUUUAAAUAAUAAAAAAAUUAUUUUUAAAUUUUGUAUAAAUUUUGAUCUGAUUAAUGAUCUAUUUAAUUUUUAUUCGCAAAUAUAUACAAUUAAAGUUUAAAUUUGAUAUAUGAAUUUUAAAUUUAUAUUCUUACAUCUAUAUGGUUUCAUUAAUUGUGAUUUUAUUUAUAUUAAAUUUUAAAAAAAUAAAAAAAUAGAAAACAUUAAAAAAUAAGGAUUAUUUUUUAUUUUUUAUAAAUAUUAACAAGGAUUAUUUUUUAGACUUAUUAAUUUUUUAAUAACAUAAAAAAUUUUAAAAAAUAACUUUAAAAAAUUGUUGAAUUUAAUUUUAUGAAAUAUAAUGUAUGUAUAUAUUUUCUGUAUAUGUAUACAAUAUACUAUAGUAAAAAAAUAUAUUAAAUAAAUAUACAGUAAAUAAAUAUUAAAUAGUAGUAUAUAGUAAAUAAAUAUUAAAAAAAUUGUAUUUGAAAUGGUAAUAUCUUACAGCUUAAUAUAAUAAUAAGGUAUUAAAUAUAUUAUAUUAAUGUAUUAUAUAUUAUAAUAUUUUAAAUUAAAAUAUUAUAUCUAAAAUCUAAUAUAUAUUAGAAUAAUAUAUAUAAUAUAUAUAUACAUUUAUGAAUAUUAAAUUUAUAUUUAUCUGUAAAGAUUUAUAAUGAUUAAAAAUGUACUCAUAAAAAUGUAUUUAUUCUGAAAAAUAUAUAUGCAACAAAUUAUGAA
Messenger RNA from Apis cerana (Asiatic honeybee), 4018 nucleotides. Its product is annotated as plasma membrane ascorbate-dependent reductase CYBRD1. NCBI's taxonomy places the organism in Eukaryota, Metazoa, Arthropoda, Insecta, Hymenoptera, Apidae. The record is from RefSeq and is a predicted model, not a curated record. Gene Ontology annotation, molecular function: oxidoreductase activity.